AUGAGUGAGAAAACAGUCAAGCAAAUGCUGAAAAUGAUGUCUGAAAUUCACCUUACACAAACCUUUGUGAACAAGUAUCCUAUGGACGUCGUGAAAUCACUCAAAGGGAAGUUCCUUGCCUCGAACCACUUCAAGGCUGCGAACUUCUUCGUGAGCCUAUACGAGCAGAAUGCAAGACCUCGGCCUGUGACAAUAGCGCCACUUGACGGAGAAAGGACACAAGACAGCGCACAGGAAACAUGUGAAAUCCAGAAAAAGAAUGAAGCAGCAACUCAAGACACUCCUACUAACACCCAACCAAAAGCCGAUACUGAGAGUGAAAUGAAGCCAGCUGAUGCUUCUUUCAGCUCUUUGAAUUCUCAGAUAAGCGAUGACGUCAAUAGUGCUCAAUCUGCAGUAGAGAUCGAUCAAAAAACAAGUGUGGUUAUACAGCGAUUACGAGAAUUUGCAUGGCUAUGCGACCAAUCAACUGCAGAGCAGCUUCUGAACGAUUUCAACACUCUGCCCCAACCGGACAUGAAUGCAUGUAAAGCAUGUUGCGAGCCGCAAAAUCUCAAAAAGAACCGCUACAGUAAUAUUCCAUGUAUCGACACCUCAAGAGUUCUCCUCAACUUCCGACGUCCUGAAGUCGGCUAUGGCUAUAUUCAUGCGAAUCGGAUUGAAUAUCCAACGCUCAGAAGCAAAUACAUAAUAACUCAGGGCCCGCUACCAAACACGGUGAAUGCAUUCUGGCAAAUGAUUUGGCAAGAAAAUGUCCGCAGCAUAGUGAUGUUAUGUCAACCUAUCGAACAAGGAAAGCGUAAGAGCGCAGAAUACUUCAGCCCCAUUUGCGAUAUGACACUGAGUUACGAUCAAUUGAAUGUGGUUCUGAAGGAAAGAAAGUGGGAAGACUCGCUCAUUAUAUCAACACUUGAAAUCGAAUACCUGCAAGAGUCCCGCCAAAUUACACACUAUCACUGGAGGGAUUGGAAAGACUGGACAGUGGGUUUUGCCACCAUUGCUAAUAUGUCAGAAAGAGUUAUCAACAUUUGCGAUAUGACACUGAGUUACGAUCAAUUGAAUGUGGUUCUGAAGGAAAGAAAGUGGGAAGACUCGCUCAUUAUAUCAACACUUGAAAUCGAAUACCUGCAAGAGUCCCGCCAAAUUACACACUAUCACUGGAGGGAUUGGAAAGACUGGACAGUGGGUUUUGCCACCAUUGCUAAUAUGUCAGAAAGAGUUAUCAAGUAA
This is a messenger RNA of Ostertagia ostertagi, 1230 nucleotides long. The record is from the annotation of a GenBank genome assembly. NCBI's taxonomy places the organism in Eukaryota, Metazoa, Nematoda, Chromadorea, Rhabditida, Trichostrongylidae.